Camelina sativa (false flax) is the source of this 3786-nucleotide messenger RNA. The record is from RefSeq and is a predicted model, not a curated record. Lineage: Eukaryota; Viridiplantae; Streptophyta; Magnoliopsida; Brassicales; Brassicaceae.
UCUCUGACUGGUGACUGUGAGGGGGAGAGAGAGAGAGAGAGUGAAGCCUUUUUAACAAUCCCGCCAUACCGAAAUCGAAGAAAGCUGUAAAUUGAAGAGACGCGCUCUUCCUUCUCUUCUCUCUCUAGCUUCGAGAUCUUACCGGGAAAAAGUUUCGCCGCUCGAUUUCAUCGACGCCGGAGUUGAGUUUCGCUAUUCCGCCGCAGAAGCAAGAGAGUUUUCCAUCGAUUUGAAAUUUUCAAGUACAGUAAAAUGGUGGUGACAAGAGGAGAUAAAUUUGCUGGAAGCUCUCUGGCAUGUAAAUCUAUGAUCGGUGCUAAUAAAAUGAGUGGGAGUCAUCAUCUCCCUCAAGUUAAAACAAAUUGGUCGAAACAUGCCAAGGCUUUUGAGUGUAUACCAUCCUUGAAUAAGUUUAUGAGCUCCAAUUUCCUUUACUCUAUAGAAUGUCAAAAGCCAGGAAGAGAUAGAGAUAUAGCUGCAACAAGGUCAAUUGAAAACAUCUGUCCUCUAACUGUGCAAACUUUGGCACGGCCACAAAUUGAAAAGGCUUGGUGUACUCUUAUAAAUCUCUCAAUAAGUAAGACCUACCUGAGACCUGGCAUUACUCCUGCAAUUGAUGAUGGCAGCACUGAUUUGUCAUCUUCGACGAAAGGAUCCAUUAUUAAAGUUACAUCCACUGCUGAUGGGUCUUUCUACGCACACAAUCAUCCAGAGCAUAGUCAACGGCGUGUAAGAGGCACUGCAAAAUCGUUUGACAGUUUCUCCUCCUCUUCCGUAGGUGAUGAUAAAAUAACUAUUGGCAAGGCUCUACAGGUAAAGGAUGAGAUUAGAGAUUCAGUAACCGGUUAUAAAUAUACCAGUGGUAUGGAGAUGCCAACAAUCAAAAAUUCCACACACCCAGCUAGUCUUGAUGAGAUUGAUUAUGAUGACAUAAUUGAGAUUAUUGACGUAGACCAAAUUGUGAUGGAACACUACCAUUCAACGUGUACCGCCCAACCAUCAGUAUCUAGUUUUACACCAAUAGCUCCAUCUGUGGAUAUAUUUGCUUCCAGAAGAGAAGAGAAAUGCUUGCCUCCUGAAUUAUGUUCCAACUGUAGUCAUGGAAUAAAGCUAGGGCUUUGUCCUGAAGCUUCCACCCAUGUGGAACAAAUGAAGGACACGCUGCUUGCAAUAUCUAAUGAAAUCCUGGACAAUACUACUGGCCUGGGCCCUGAUCAUUUUGAACAGCUUCGUCAAAAGAGGUUACUGUUGAAAAAGCAAAUUCAGCAACUCGAAAUCCUCAUCCAGAAUAAAGAAAGGCAAAUAUCGCAGUGUUCGGUGUUGACAGCUACUCAGACUCUGCAGUAUGAAACAUCUCAAACAACAAAUCAUCAGAUGGUUUAUGCGCAGACAGAUUCUCGAGCUCACGUAAAAGAAGACUAUUUAUUUUCUGAAGAUAGGAAGGGUAUUUCAUCCUGUCCUGUAGAGAGGGAACAAAUUCCCGAGAUUAUAGAUGUCACUUAUACCGAGAGUUCAAAUGAAAAAAAGUGGAGCAGUCGUGAUUUUUCUUGGACGAAAAAUCUUGAGGUCUAUAACAAAAUAGUGUUUGGAAACCACUCAUUUCGACCCAACCAAAGAGAGAUUAUUAAUGCUACAAUGAGUGGUUGUGAUGUUUUUGUUUUAAUGCCAACUGGAGGGGGGAAAAGCUUGACAUACCAGCUCCCUGCUCUGAUCUGCGCAGGAAUAACGUUAGUAAUAUCUCCACUUGUUUCACUCAUUCAAGACCAGAUAAUGAACUUAUUGCAGACCAAUAUACCUGCUGCUUCCUUAAGUGCUGGAAUGGAGUGGGCUGAACAACUAGAGAUCCUUCAGGAGCUGAGCUCUGAGAAUUCUAAAUACAAGUUACUGUAUGUCACACCCGAAAAAGUGGCAAAAAGCGAUUCCCUUUUAAGGCACCUUGAAAGCUUAAACUCCCGUAGUUUGCUUGCUCGAUUUGUUAUUGAUGAAGCUCAUUGCGUGAGUCAGUGGGGGCAUGACUUUCGACCAGACUACCAGGCUCUUGGUGUUCUGAAACAGAAGUUUCCUAAUAUUCCCGUCUUAGCUUUGACAGCUACUGCAACAGCCAGCGUAAAAGAAGAUGUUGUGCAAGCUCUUGGUCUGGUUAACUGUGUUGUGUUCCGGCAAAGUUUUAAUCGCCCAAAUCUAUGGUAUUCUGUUGUGCCCAAGACAAAUAAGUGUCUGGAAGAUAUUGACAGGUUUAUCAAGGAAAACCAUUUUGAUGAAUGUGGCAUCAUUUAUUGUCUUUCAAGAAUGGACUGUGAAAAAGUCACAGAAACAUUGCGGGCGUUUGGCCAUAAAGCGGCUUUCUACCAUAGCAAUAUGGAUCCUGGUAAACGUGCCUUUGUACAGAAAAAAUGGAGCAAGGAUGAAAUCAAUAUAAUAUGUGCUACAGUGGCAUUUGGAAUGGGAAUAAAUAAGCCCGAUGUUCGAUUUGUCAUUCAUCACUCUCUACCAAAGUCCAUAGAAGGCUAUCAUCAGGAAUGUGGUCGUGCUGGUAGAGACGGCCAGAGGUCAUCAUGUGUUUUGUAUUACAGUUAUACUGAUUAUAUUCGAGUGAAGUCUAUGAUUAGCCAAGGAGGACUUGGCCAAGGCCAUAUGACAACGGGAUAUAAUCGUAAAGCAAGUUCAGGGAGGAUGCUCGAAUCGAACACUGAAAACCUUCUCCGCAUGGUUAGUUACUGUGAAAAUGAGGUGGAUUGCCGACGUUUCUUACAGCUAGUUCAUUUGGGAGAAAAAUUUGAUUCGACAAACUGCAAAAACACAUGUGAUAAUUGUUCCAGCAGCAAAAAUUUGAUUGAAAAAGAUGUAACUUUGAUUGCAAGGCAACUGGUUGAACUGGUGAAGUUAACAGGAGAAAGGUUUUCGUCAGCUCAUAUUGUAGAACUCUACAGGGGAUCCUUGAACCAGAUGGUCAAGAAACACAGACAUGAUACUUUGCACCUGCACGGAGCAGGAAAGCAUUUGGCAAAAAGUGAAGCCUCUCGUAUCUUGCACUAUCUUGUGACAGAGGAUAUUCUUGCAGAGGGUGUAAGAAAAAGUGAUCUGUAUGGAUCUGUAUCGUCGUUGCUGAAGGUGAAUAGAUCAAAGGCUGCCUCACUUCUUUCUGGAGGCCAGACUAUAACAAUGAGAUUUCCUUCGACCGUGAAAGUGUUAAAGCCGAGCAAAUCUGCAGCAAACCCAGCCAAAGUUAUAUUAAAGCAAACUACUCUUCCAAUGGCAAAUGCUGCCCCAAAAGAUUCGAAUCUCUCCGACAAUUUGUUGACAGCCUUAAAAAAGCUUCGUACUGAUAUUGUCAAAGAAUCCUCAGAUGGAGUCAUGGCGCCGUACCAUAUAUUUGGCAAUGCAACGCUUCAGCAGAUAAGUAAACGUCUUCCUAAAACUAAAGAGGAACUCCUCGAUAUCAAUGGUCUAGGAAAAGCCAAGGUGAGCAAGUACGGAGAUCGGUUAUUGGAAACCAUACAAUCAACCAUCAAUGACCAUAAUAGAACAGGUCCUGGUUCCGGGAAGAGGAGAAGAGACGAGAACAUUUGUCCGAAUGUAGCAGACGAUGAUGAUCCCGAUUGGAGUGCGAGUAAGUCCCACAAAAAGGCAUUGAAAAACAAAAAGUAACACGGUUAAUAAGCUUUACUACAGGUUACCCAAAGAAAAUAAGCUAUAGAAAAUAUCUACCUUUACAAAAAUUGUGAUUAUAUAAUUUUGUUGUAUAUGGCACGCUGCUAAUUCCCAUUUGUCCACGAGGUAUGCACC